CCACCCUUUCCGGGCUAUCGCAGCAUUCCUCUUCCUCCCCGAUAGGCUUCAAUGGCUUCCGACGUCUCCCCAGUGGAUCUCCCCUACAUCGAGGCUGCUUACCGCGGCUCGCAGCUGUUUAUGGCGUCUCUUUCCCUUGCGUGUUAUGAUCACAUCAUUACAUUGGACCAGGAGGUCGAGUACUUCUGGUCUCGCAGCUGGAACAUUUCGAGCGUUAUCUACAUAUUGAUACGCUAUACCGUGUUAUUGUGUGUCAUUUUGGUUACUAUUGUGUCUAUGGGAGGGAUUGCUUCCAGUGAAAGGUGCUUGCAUCUCGAUAAGGCCCUCAUCGGUAUCAGCAUCGUGAAUACUUUGAUUGGCCAAGCUGCCAUAACGCUUCGAGUGUGGUACCUCUUUAGGCGCAAUAACGUCGUACAAGCCAUCCUCGUGGCUCUGUACAUUGCGUGCGCUGCCACAACGGCUGCUGCAACAUUACGAAACAGCAACAUCUCUUCGGCUGUUACGUCAAAUAGCGCUGUCACCGCUGAUGCCUGCGGAAUGACGCUUUCGAAGUCCCUCUAUCUCGACUUCUUGUCCGCAUUAAUCCUCCAUGUGAUCCUCUAUUGCUUCACUAUCUGGCUUUUUGUCGCGAGUGUGGAGAGAAAGGGACUUGUACCGCUCGCAAAGCGGUUUGUCAAAGAGGGUGCACCAAUGUAUCUGGUGGCAACAGCUGUAUUGCUCUACACUAUCAUUGGUACAAGUAUGAAAGACCCAUGGAACUACAUUCCAGCAUAUCAGUCCUUCCUUUAUCAAUCGCUCAUCACAGUCGCAAUCUGCCACGCGCUCCUUAGCGUUCGAAGCCUUGCCGCUAGACUCAACGUGGACGCCUCAUGGCUGCUGAGCAACAGUGAGCUCAGCAGGAUUAAUUACCGGAGGGGUACCAACGAGGGCGAGAUCUUGGUUGACUACGACGCUCAUGAUGGCGUAGAGAUGCAGAGACCUUCCUCGGCAUCGCUCGCUCGCUUCCUCCGUUGCUUGCUCUACGGCAGUUCAUGAGACCCAAUAAUGGCCACGAUCCUAAUGUUGAUGCUAAUUCCACAGGAUGCGGACGUGUAAAGCAGUAAUCUCGCAUUUACAACAACUUGAUUGUUCAUAGCGAGGCCGGCGUGUGAUGCUCUUGGGCAGUGAGAUUCUUACAUCAAUGUACAAAACAACGUGUAUCAUGUCUUUUCUCACUCAUUAGGGUGAAUAUCGAACGUGCUGUGCCCUGAGAUCUCAGAUGUGAGCGCUAUGCAGAACUGGCCUUGCCAUGGAUGUGACCGCGUGUGUGAUACAUAAGGAUGUUGGUUAUUUCAUCAAAGAGAAUAAAUAGAUGUACAAUCAGAAACCCC
Molecule: messenger RNA, 1370 nt
Organism: Coniophora puteana RWD-64-598 SS2
Lineage: Eukaryota; Fungi; Basidiomycota; Agaricomycetes; Boletales; Coniophoraceae
Exons: 12
Coding region: 52-1035 (327 amino acids)
Source: RefSeq, a predicted model, not a curated record